AUGACCUUUGCCGGGAAGGGGGAGACUUCACACCAGAAUGGAAUUUACCCACUUUUUACAAGUGUUGCCGGGGACACUCGACUGGUGAACAAAAACCGCUACAGUACCACUUCCGCUAUUGCUUCGCUGUCUGGACCUGACGUUAUUACGACAAUAUAUAAACUUUUCGAGAGAUUUCGAUGGCGUACGAUAACCUUGAUCUGCGACGAGCUGAAACAGUCACCCGGCCUAUCCAAUUUCUUCGUCAUACAGUGCGGGGAUGCCAGGAGAAUGCUGGCCGACCGUGGUUACACGUGGUACUUUAGACAAAUUAACACCGCCGAGGAACAACGGUUCCAUGACUAUCUGACAGAAUUUAAGGACAGAUGUCGAGUGUUUAUUUUCCUUACUUUACCAACGUUUCUCCGCAAAAUAAUGCUUGCAGCAAGCGAACUAGGAUUAACGCAAGGAGACUAUGUAUUCGUUACACUUCAGCCCACCACGAGACCAGGCAUUUCUCCAAUUACCUGGAUGACUGCUCCGGAUGGCAAUCGUAGCUAUAAUAAUAUCAGCCGCGAAGAUGAGAUCAUAUUCCGGGCUUAUCAAAACCUAAUUGUCUUGACCGGUGUUAAUCCUGACUGGAACGCAAUAACCAACUUAACCGAUGAAAUUGCCAGUAAAAAAAGGAAGCUCUUUGAUCAGUAUACGCCGGCAGGGGACGAGCGGAACGAACUCCAGAUAUGUAUAUACGAGUCGACAAUGAUGUUCGCACAGAUUUAUAACGAAAAUUAUCCUCAAGACCUGACCAUGGCUAAACCGGAGUUCAUAUCCAAAACCUUCAACCGGACAUUCAAUUUCGCAGCAAGGAAUUUUUCUACGGAUAAAAACGGUGCCAUGAUAAACUACAUUGUUGUCCUUCGCUUGGACCCCGUUAGCAAACUUUUCAUGACAGCAAUGAUAUAUAAUCCGAUGGUAGAGGCGUUCACAAAUGUGAACUAUUCCUUGUGGUACUGGGUCAAUCGAAAUGAUACGCCUCCAGACAAACCGCCUUGUGGAUUUGCCCAUAAUGAAUGCUCAUACACCGAAGCAGAAUCGGCCAUGACCAAAGGUGUUGCGGCAGCAUUCGCUUUGGCAGUGGUAACGAUUGGAACCGCGGGCGUCAUCUUAUUGAUAAAACGUCAAAGAGAUUUAGCCGAUUUAUGGUGGUACAUUGAGCCGGGCGCUUUGACAUAUCCUGCUAACAAAGCCCACAUCCAAAGGAUAGAAUCGUUUACGGCUGUGGAAGACGGAAUUGUUGGCCUUAGGAUGCAUUAUCGUUAUCAAAACGUUUAUGCGACGAUACUGUCUAUGAACAAUGGACAGGGCAUUCCGCUAUCCCGGCAUCGGAAGUUACUUGCGUAUUUGUACAAUUUACGUCACAUCGCACACGAAAACAUUGCUCCACUUGUCGGCAUUUCCCAAAUUGAACACACGGUAAUACUGGUAAGCGAAUAUGGCUCAAAGGGCACUUUACGCCAUCUGCUGAGUAUGGGAGAAUUCAGGAUGGAUCCUAAAUUGCACUGUUCACUGUGUUGGGAUUUAUUUGAGGGUGUGGAAUAUUUGCAGAAAACAGUAUUCGGCGGUCACGGAAAUCUAAGCAGUUUUUUAUGUUCAGUUAACUCAAGAUUUUCACUUAAAAUUUGCCAAACCGGUUAUGAUAAAAUUUACGAAAUUCUUAAUGCUGUCAAAGAAGUCCAUGACGCUGGGCAUCUGGAAGCUGUACAGAGUUUAUGGAAGCCUGUCGAAUUUAUUCGGUUGAAAGGUCAAAGUGCCUACUUUCGCCAAACGCUCAAAGAUAUAAGGGAUACUGAUAUCUUCGCUAUGGCGAUGAUAAUUUAUGAAAUUAUCACGCACAAGCUGCCGCAUAACAUCGAAGAUUUUUCUUUCGAUGUUGUAAAAGUAACUUCAGCCAAAGUAAUUUACGAAGGAAAUUUUCGUAUCACGGAAGAGGAGUUGUUGGUUGCGUUCCCCUUGCGGCACUUACUGAAUUCGUGCUUUUCGAGUCUUACUGAAAAUCGUCCAAACACCAAAGUUUUUCGUGCUAAACUACAGAAAAUCAUGAUCAAGCCAAAACCGUAUUUUGAACAAAUUGCUCGGGAUCUGGAGUCCCAUUCCAGGCGACUGGAGGAAGCGGUCAGGGACAGGACUCUGGAACUUUUGGAUGAAAUAGAAAAAGCUGAUUUGCUUCUGCAGGAAUUACUCCCACUACCACUCGUAAAACAACUUCGCAACAAGGAAUUAGUUGCACCGGAAUAUUAUGAUGGCGUGACAGUAUUAUUUAGUGAUCUACCGGAAUUCGCACAAGUCGGCUUGCAGUGUACACCCAUGGAAGUUAUAGGUUUUCUCAACACAAUUUACUCAACGUUCGACGAGGUCAUACCACAGUUUGAUGUGUACAAACUGGAAACUAUAAACGAUAGUUAUGUUAUUACAAGUGGAGCACCGGUCCGCAAUGGAUCCGAGCAUGCCGUUGUGAUAUGCAAUCUGGCUCUGGAACUCAUCAAAACAUCGAGGAAAAUACACAGUCCUCUGGAUGCGGACCGCCCGGUGGAAAGUCGCAUCGGCGUAAACACGGGUCCAGUAGUGGCUGGAAUCGUUGGGAAGAAAAUGCCGCACUACUGCUUGUUUGGGGAUACUAUCAACAUAUGCAGUAGAAUGGGAAGUCUCGGAGAAGAAGGAAAGAUUCACCUCAGCGAAACAACUAGUGCUAUGAUAAUGCAUCGAAAGGAUUUUUUUGUGAUACCACGAGGAGAAAUAUAUGUCAAGGGUAAAGGAGUGAUGAACACGUUCUGGCUGACGAAAUAAUUAGUUCGAUUUAUGUUUUUUCGCCUUUAAUAUACGAUGUGCGCCUGUUUCAGUUGCCUCGCAAAAUGUGUUCUGAUAAAAUUACGCAUUUUUCUCCUAAGCGCCGUGAAAAAUUUUUUGUGCUCACAAUCAGCGAAGUUUUUCAUUGCCGCAAUUCUUUGCACACUUAACA
Messenger RNA from Paramacrobiotus metropolitanus, 2995 nucleotides. Its product is annotated as atrial natriuretic peptide receptor 1-like. Gene Ontology annotation, biological process: protein phosphorylation; cGMP biosynthetic process; receptor guanylyl cyclase signaling pathway. NCBI's taxonomy places the organism in Eukaryota, Metazoa, Tardigrada, Eutardigrada, Parachela, Macrobiotidae. The record is from RefSeq and is a predicted model, not a curated record. The transcript has 21 exons. Gene Ontology annotation, molecular function: ATP binding; guanylate cyclase activity; protein kinase activity. The coding region runs from base 1 to 2823 and encodes 940 amino acids.